AUGGAAAAGGUGCUGGUCCCUUCUGUCACGUUAAUUGUAGGCUGUGGAGUAUCUUCGCUGACACUUUUGCUGUUGAUUAUCAUUUAUGUCUCUGUUUGGAGGUAUAUUCGCUCAGAGCGCUCUGUCAUUCUUAUCAACUUCUGCCUAUCCAUCAUCUCCUCCAACGCUCUCAUCCUGAUCGGACAGACCCAGACUCGGAAUAAGGUGAUAUGCACGCUGGUGGCAGCUUUCUUGCACUUCUUCUUCCUCUCCUCUUUCUGCUGGGUGCUGACCGAGGCUUGGCAGUCCUACAUGGCCGUGACGGGCCGGUUACGGAACCGCAUCAUCCGCAAGCGCUUCUUGUGUCUCGGAUGGGGGCUCCCCGCCUUGGUGGUUGCCAUUUCCGUGGGAUUUACUAAAGCCAAGGGGUACGGCACCGUGAACUACUGCUGGCUGUCGUUAGAGGGAGGUCUUCUCUAUGCCUUCGUGGGACCGGCGGCUGCUGUCGUUUUGGUGAACAUGGUUAUUGGCAUUCUGGUUUUUAACAAACUUGUAUCCAAAGAUGGAAUAACAGAUAAGAAACUGAAGGAACGGGCAGGGGCAUCCCUUUGGAGCUCCUGCGUGGUCCUACCUCUCCUGGCUCUCACCUGGAUGUCUGCAGUUCUGGCAAUCACAGAUCGGCGGUCAGCACUCUUCCAGAUCCUUUUUGCCGUCUUUGACUCGUUGGAGGGCUUUGUCAUCGUUAUGGUCCAUUGCAUCCUAAGGCGGGAGGUCCAGGAUGCUGUGAAGUGCCGAGUAGUAGAUCGUCAGGAAGAGGGCAAUGGAGACUCAGGGGGGUCAUUUCAGAACGGACACGCUCAGCUAAUGACCGAUUUUGAGAAGGACGUGGAUAUGGCUUGUAGAUCAGGUGAGCACAUCACAGUGCUGAAUAAAGACAUCACCGCCUGCAGGACCUCGACCAUCACAGGAACACUGAAGCGUCCAUCACUGCCGGAUGAAGAGAAAUUGAAACUCAAUCACCAGAAGGGGUCAUCAAACUUUAACAGUCUUCCAGCCAAUGUCUCCAAGAUGCAUCUUCAGGGCUCACCACACUACCUGGGGGCCAUCAACCUGAAUGAGUUCAGCAAUCACACUCUCACUCUGAAGAAGGACAAGAACCAGCCACCUAAGUCCAUCUACAUCUGUGAUGGGGACAUCUUCAAGAAGUUGGACUCAGAACUCACCCGGGCGCAAGAGCAAACGCUGGACACCAGCUACGUCAUUCUGCCUACCAACACGUCUACCUUACGGGCGAAACCGCCCAAAGAUGAGAGCAAAUACAGCAUCAAUAUUGACCAGAUGCCCCAGACACGGCUCAUCCAUCUCAGUAUGGCUACUGACCCAGGCUUUGUUGUCAAGAGUCCUCCACGGGAGCCUGUAACCAUGACAUGCAGUGAGGUUCAAGGUUCCCCCAUGAUACAACAACAGCAGCAGCUGGCUCCACAAAAUAUCUCCAACGAGUCACAGAUUCCCAACAGCCUGUGUGACACAGGUGACUCAGGGAACUCGGGUGUGGUGUCCAAGAGUGAGACCGUCUCCACUCUCUCCAUGAGCUCCUUGGAGAGGCGGAAAUCCCGGUACGCAGAGCUAGAUUUUGAGAAAAUCAUGCACACAAGAAAACGUCACCAAGACAUGUUCCAAGACCUGAACAGAAAACUCCAGCACGCAGAGAAGGAGAAGGAGUCUCCAACAACAGACAGCAAGCAAGAAAAACAGCAGACACCAAACAAGAGACCCUGGGAAGGAAUCAGGAAAGUCCAGUCCCCACCAUCAUGGGUUAAAAAGGACAUCGAACCUGUGGCACAGUCUCCCCUAGAACUAAAAACUGUAGAGUGGGAGAAAACAGGAGCCACCAUCCCCCUGGUGGGACAAGACAUUAUUGACCUUCAGACAGAGGUCUGA
Messenger RNA from Gymnogyps californianus (California condor), 1920 nucleotides. RefSeq names its product adhesion G protein-coupled receptor B1 (gene ADGRB1). Gene Ontology annotation, biological process: negative regulation of angiogenesis; engulfment of apoptotic cell; cell surface receptor signaling pathway. Lineage: Eukaryota; Metazoa; Chordata; Aves; Accipitriformes; Cathartidae. Bases 1 to 1920 code for a protein of 639 amino acids. Gene Ontology annotation, molecular function: G protein-coupled receptor activity. Gene Ontology annotation, cellular component: postsynaptic density; membrane; dendrite. The transcript has 13 exons. The record is from RefSeq and is a predicted model, not a curated record.